Messenger RNA from Kogia breviceps (pygmy sperm whale), 2081 nucleotides. It is a transcript of the gene CCDC137, whose product is annotated as coiled-coil domain containing 137. NCBI's taxonomy places the organism in Eukaryota, Metazoa, Chordata, Mammalia, Artiodactyla, Physeteridae. The record is from RefSeq and is a predicted model, not a curated record. Gene Ontology annotation, cellular component: nucleus.
AGUGGCUUCUCGUUUGAGCGCAGGGCGUGUAGAUGGCGGGAGCACGGCGUCGAGCUGUGGCGCCGGCGGGGACGGCGGGGAUGGCGGGGACGGCGUUGAUAGGGAGCCCAGGGCGACCGCAGGGCCGGAGGCAGCAGGAGCCGGGGAAGCAGCGCUCGGCGCCACGGCCGGGGCCGCGCAGCAAAGAAAAGAAGAAAGUGAAUUGCAAGCCUAAGAACCAGGAUGAACAGGAAAUCCCUUUCCGGCUCCGAGAGAUCAUGAGGAGCCGCCAGGAGAUGAAAAACCCCAUCAGUAACAAGAAGAGGAAGAAAGAGGCCCAGGUGGCCUUCAGUAAGACAUUGGAGAAGGAAGCAAAGGGAGUGGAGCCGGACAUUGCUGUACCCACGUUCAAGCAGAAGAAGUGGGAGUCCAACAGGGCCUAUGUCCAGCGCAUGGAGCAGGAGGCGCAGCAUGUGCUAUUCCUCAGCAAGCACCAGGCCAGCCGGCAGCCUGAGGUGCAGGCGGCUCCCAAGGAGAAGUCGGAGAGGAAGAAAGCGUUCCAGAAGCGACGGCUGGAUAAGGUCCAGCAGAGGAGGGAGGAAAAGGCAGCAGAAAGGCUGGAGCAGGAGCUGCUCCGAGACACAGUGAAGUUUGGUGAGGUUGCCCUGCAGCCCCCAGAGCUGACUGCCAAGCCCAGGAUGAGCACAAGUAGGAACCAGCCUGGCAAGAAAUCGCUGAUGUUGAAGAUGCUUUUAAGCCCUGGCAGUGUGUCCCAGCCUCUGACCAGCUCUCUGGCCAGACAGCGGAUCGUGGCGGAGGAGAGAGAGCGGGCUGUGAAUGCCUAUAGGGCGCUAAAGAAACUGCAGCAGCAGCGGCAGGGGACUCAGUCACCACAGCCACCCCACCUCCCUUCUGGGAAGAAGCCAAAGAUGCAGCUGUGAUGGUGAGGGACCAGAGAUGCUGCACCUGGGUUGGGGGUAGAUGGGCAGAUGGCCUGCAGUCAAGAGUCCCCUCCCUGGCACACAUCCUGGGACUCAGGUGGGGGAGAGGACUCCUGUUUUUUCUCCCUAAAGACUGCCGUUUCGUGAGUGACCACCUGCUGGCCCCAUGUCUCACGCGGGGCAUCAUCUGUCUCCUGAGCCCCCAGAGAUAGGGCCAGGGCCUGGGUGAGAUGCAGCCAGCAUCAUUCCCUUGAGCCUGGCAUCACAUACAGCUUUGUUCUGAAACAGAGGUCCAGGCUGAGACACAAUCUAGGGCCACUUUACAGACGGCCAGUCUUAUAAUCCUGUCUCUAAAUACCAGUUAGUCGUAGACACUGCCGAUUUAGGUUAACUAAAUCAAUAAGCGAGGCUCUAUUGGAUUCGACAGAGCAGUACAGCUAGAGUGAGAGCCAGGCAGCAGGCUGGUGUGGGGAAAGGGCGGGGGUCAGCAUCUAGGCCACCUAGACCGGCUCACGGCACUGCUGUCACAAGUUGUCGCAGGGCAGGUGGAGCCACCCCAGCUCCUGUUUGGGUGUGGAGACUGAGCCACCCACAUCGAGGUUUGGGGAGGCUGGGUCCUUAUGUCAUCAGGGUCUCUGGGGAGGACAGGGCAGGGCUCUCUAGCAGGUUUAGAGUGGCUUGACAGCAAGGACAGGAGCCCAGCCCAGGACUUUCCUGUGGUCAGAGGGGCCUUGUGAGUUCCUGCCAACGGCAGGGCCUGGCGAGGUUUGAAUCUCCCACAGGUGCGAAAGGAGGGAGCACCUGGGUUUAUCAUCCUGCUCAGACGUGGUAUACAAGUGAGAGAAUGGGGAUGGGGCUUACAGACUGUUAGCAAUUGAACAUGGAGGGACAGGGGCAGGCCACUCAUAGCCCCGUUGGAGAAGGACAGCUGCCGGGCUCCCUUACUCUCUCCAGCUUGGGCUUCUCUAGCCACCAAAGAUGGCCUGGACAGCUCAGUCAGCGCCAGGCCUCAGCACUGGCAAUCCUAGAGAAUGAGUGUGGAGUUCUGUGGGAUCUGUUUUUGCUCUUCCCCAAGUUUGCCUUUUAUGUAAUGAAGUUUAUUUUUGAAUUAAAAAAUUUAAGUUGUGGAAGCUCUACCUGGAACCAGGGCUGUCACUCUUU